This is a messenger RNA of Hippocampus zosterae (dwarf seahorse), 2188 nucleotides long. RefSeq lists its product as uncharacterized. The record is from RefSeq and is a predicted model, not a curated record. The transcript has 3 exons. NCBI's taxonomy places the organism in Eukaryota, Metazoa, Chordata, Actinopteri, Syngnathiformes, Syngnathidae. The coding region runs from base 241 to 1938 and encodes 565 amino acids.
GGCGGGAACAAGGGCAGAUUCGGAAUCGGCGCAAAAAAAAAUCUGCUAAUCUAAAGUUGACUUGCAUCUAUGAUUUAAAAAAAAUAUAUACUGUAUACAUAUAUGUGUGUAGUAAAAAUAAUAACAAUACUGGUAACCAGUGUAACUGAAAAACGAGUAUCUUCGAAUCAUUUAUGAUGCAAUGUAAAAGGCAGAAGUUGGUAGUUUUUUGAAAGUGUGUGUGUGUGUGCGUGUGUGUGUAUGUGUGUGUACUGCGUGCGUGCGUGUGUAUGUGUGUGCGUUUGUGUGCGCGCGCGCGGGGAUAAGCAUUCCCCCACUUACGAUAGUCUGAUUUCCAAUGACGCGGGCGGCACAAUGAACGUCUCACGCGCCUUGCUGACGGUUUUGCUCGUGGCGCGGCCCGCCGAGUCGCGCUGCUCGCCCACUUCUUACUACAAAAACUGCUGGAUUCGGAGUUUCACGGGAAUCGUCGUGGACUUGGAGGAGUCCCAGAGGCAAGGGGCGCGGCUGCUGAGGACUUACCGGGAGGAGAGCGCGCUGAGAUGCGGCCGCACUUGUUGCCUGACGUCGAAUGCCCCCUCGUGCAACGUGGCGGUGUUUCACUUGGAUGCCACGCAUGACAACUGUUGCCACCUGCACUGUCCGACUUUGGAGAGCUGCGUCAUUAGCCGCAGCACCGAGUCUGUCCUCUACAAUGUCACCAAAGGUGUGGAUCCGGACCUGUUGGUGUUUGGCAAACAUCUGGCCUCCAACAUCCGCAUGGGCCGCGUCAACGCCUCUGAGCUGCUUCCCUUGGACAAGCGACAGUUCUUCCAUCCGCUUCCACCUGUUGCCACCAUCAAACCAACCGCCUCCAGCACCCGGAAAACCACCGGGAGAUCCUCAACAGUCACCCCGAAACCUCUUCGGUCAUCCGUCAGCACAUUCCAGAUGAGCAUACCUACAUACUUGGUUCCUUACCGUGCCCCGCCAGCCCCUACUUUCCUCCCCACGACCGUCACCACUCGUCCCCUGACCUCCUCCACGUCCGCAGGCACCGUCGACACCAAUGUUCGGAGUGCCCAAACGUCGGUUAAAAAGCAAGACUACCCCAACAGUCAAGCGUGGAUGAAAGAGCGAGACGCUAAUUAUCGAAGCCCCAAAUUGUUGCUUCAAGAGCGAGGCGCCAACCAUUCAAGCACCCAAACGCUGGUUAAAGAGCGAGAAUCCCAUCAUCGAAGCACCCGGCCGUCCUUUACAAAGCGAGGCACGAAUGAACCGAGCACCCAAUCAGCUGUUAAAGGACGAGACGCCAACUAUUCAAGCACCUGGACGUCGGUUGAAGAAACUAGUCAACCAAGGACCCAGAGGUCAUUUCAAGGGCAAGACACCAACGAGCACAGCAGCCAGGCGUCAUUUCAAGACCCAGACAGCCAAUCGUCAUUUCAAGGGCAAGACACAAACAAUCCCAGCACCCAAUCGUCGUCAAACGAGCCAGACACCAACGAUUCAAGCACCUGGAAGUCGGUUGAAGAAACUAGUCAACCGAGCUCCCAGAGGUCAUUUCAAGGGCAAGACACCAACGAUCACAGCACCCAGGCGUCAUUUCAAGACCAGGACAACCAAACGUUCUUCAAAGAACAAGACACAAACAAUCCUCCGAGCACCCAAUCGUCGUCAAACGAGACAGACGCCAAUAAACCGAGCACCCGGACGUCAAUUCAAGCGCGAGGUUCAACUCCGGGCGGAGAGGACACCUUGGUGAAUUCGGGAUCCGGGUAUCACGGCCUGCCGGUGGUGCUGGGCGCCUGCGUGGCCGUACUGCUGGGCUGUUUAGUCUGGCUGGUUUCGAGCUGGAGGGCGAAGAGGAGGAGGAGGAUGGAAUGCGACCGUACGUCCCGGAGAAGAGAAACCACGCGUCUGAUUAAGUACGACCUGGUCACAGAGGGCGAGAACUAACUGAAAGGUUUUGAAGGGAGUUCCGAUCUUGAAUUUUACUGCUUUGGUCCAUUUUUUCUCUUUAGACUUUUUGCUUCUGUUGUAUUUUUAUGAGUAGAAAUGUCAUAUUGCAAUAGCCUAAUAUUCUCACCCCAAAACGUUUUUUCAUUGCUUUUUCAAGACCAAAUUUAUUUGUCAACAAAUGUUAUUUUUUUUCCAAGAAGGAAGUGCAGUAAAACAACAACAACACAUUUUUAGGGGGUAAAAAAAC